UAAUAGGUUGAAGUGACGGUAUCCGAUAAAAAGUCAAUCUUUUUUUGAGUUGCAUUUGAAAAAGUUUCCUGUUGAAAUAAAAUGGCCGUUUCACUUGUGUGAAUUUUAAUACUACCAGUUACAUAUAAAUUGAAGAAGUGCGUUAGAUAUACAUAUAUUUAUCUGCUUCUAUCAUUGUUAAAUUUGUUUCUUGAAAUUAUAAGGAUGGCGGUGAACGUUUAUUCGACCAAUGUUACCUCUGAAAAUCUCUCAAGGCAUGAUAUGCUCUCAUGGGUAAAUGAUUGUCUACAAAGUAGUUUUGGAAAAAUAGAAGAACUUUGCACAGGUGCUGCUUAUUGCCAGUUUAUGGAUAUGCUUUUUCCUGGAUCUGUCCAGUUGAAGCGUGUUAAGUUCAAGACUAAUCUCGAACAUGAGUAUAUUCAAAAUUUCAAAAUAUUGCAAGCUGCUUUCAAGAAAAUGGCUGUUGACAAGAUAGUACCGAUAGACAGACUGGUGAAAGGACGGUUCCAAGAUAACUUCGAGUUUCUUCAAUGGUUCAAGAAAUUCUUCGAUGCCAACUACAAUGGCACAACAGGUUAUGAUGCACUGGAAGCCAGAAACCAUGAACAGAUGGGCAAUGGUGGAAGCAAUGCUCCCAAAGGAGGAAUGAUGCACAGAAAACCUGCAGCUUCAUCUGCUGCAUCCACUGCUUCUAAAGCCAAGCCAGUUGGUAGAGCCAUGGUUAAAGCGAAUCCAGUUCGUCCAGUUCCAAAUACAAAAAGUAAUCUCAACAAAGGAGGUGAUGCAGAUAGGGUUGAAGAAUUGAAUCAUCAGCUCUCAGAAUGUAAGCUGACGAUAGAUAGCUUGGAGAAAGAGAGAGAUUUCUACUUUGGAAAGUUGAGAGAUAUUGAGGUUAUGUGUCAGGAAACAGAUGAAAGUCCAUUGAUACAGAAGAUUUUAGAUGUUCUUUACGCUACUGAAGAGGGUUUUGCUCCACCUGAUGAGGUAGAAGUUGUUGGGGAAGAAGAAUAUUAAACUAAUUUUUUUAUUUCAAACCCUUUAAGAUAUACAGUUAUUGAAAAAAGAAAUAGCAGUUAUUUGUCUUGUUUAAAUUGAAUGUGUAAAUUAUUAGAUCUUGCAUCGAUUUUAUACGAGUGUUUACAGUUAUCAAUUUGCUAAUGUUAUCUUUCAAUUUAUGGAUAUGAGUUUCUAAAAACUAAAUCGCUUGUGUACAAUGAAUAUAAUACAGUUUAUUUGAUAAA
Harmonia axyridis is the source of this 1241-nucleotide messenger RNA. RefSeq names its product microtubule-associated protein RP/EB family member 1 (gene Eb1). Gene Ontology annotation, molecular function: microtubule plus-end binding. Bases 205 to 1014 code for a protein of 269 amino acids. Gene Ontology annotation, cellular component: microtubule plus-end; microtubule organizing center; cytoplasmic microtubule. The record is from RefSeq and is a predicted model, not a curated record. Lineage: Eukaryota; Metazoa; Arthropoda; Insecta; Coleoptera; Coccinellidae. Gene Ontology annotation, biological process: protein localization to microtubule plus-end; spindle assembly; regulation of microtubule polymerization or depolymerization. The transcript is spliced from 6 exons.